Molecule: messenger RNA, 915 nt
Organism: Didymodactylos carnosus
Lineage: Eukaryota; Metazoa; Rotifera; Eurotatoria; Philodinida; Philodinidae
Source: the annotation of a GenBank genome assembly
AUGGGUGCCACGUCAAAUACGAGUUCUGUGAUUAAUAAAGGUUUUUUUGAACCUGGUCAAUAUACAACAUGUAUUAAACGGUAUGAGUUUGGGAAUGAUUUAAUAGAUCGUCUUUUGACAAUGUUUGAUGAACGAUCACAAUUAGAAUUGUCCUAUGUAAAUUCUUUGAGAAAUUGGUCAAGAAAAUGGCAUGCUGAACUUAUUAAACUACCCGAAUAUGUAACAAAUAAAAAAGUAUGGGAUCAGACAGCCACAACAGGUGAACAAAUGGCUGAUAUUCAUCAAACAAUUACAUCAAAUAUAAAUGAUAGUAUCGUUCCUAAACUUCGUCAAUGGCGAAAAAAUAAUUAUGAAAAAUCUCUUAUUAAUUAUAAAAAAUCAAAAGAAUAUGAAAAAGAAUUUGAACAUGUUCAAAAACCAUGGAUUAAACUAUUAGGACUUGUUCAAGAAAAUAAACGUGCCUAUCAUGAUGCAAGUAAACAAUUACAACAUAUUAAACAAGUUCAACGAAAUAUUAAUUUACAAAUAGAUAGUGAAGAACAACAAAAAACAAUAGCGGAUAAACUUAUACAAACUACAAUUGAUGUUGAUGAUACAAAGACAAGAUAUGAGAAGAUAUUAAAAGAUGUGGCAGAUCAACGUCAACGGUAUGAAGAAAAUAUGAUUGAAUGUUUUAAUCAUACACAAAUAUUUGAAAAGAAACGACUAGAUUUUUUCAAAGAAAUAUUUCAAGAAUAUUUACGAACAUUAGAUGCUUCAAAUUCUACAAAAAAAAUGUAUGAUGAUUAUCAGACAAUGUUAAAAGUACAUGAUACACAAAGUGAUUUACAAUGGUGGAAUAUGCAGUAUGGACCAGGUGCAGAUUUAGCUCAUCCCUAUUAUCCAACAUUCGAAGCGUAUCAAGAAAUUAAAUAG